Molecule: messenger RNA, 1165 nt
Organism: Periophthalmus magnuspinnatus
Lineage: Eukaryota; Metazoa; Chordata; Actinopteri; Gobiiformes; Gobiidae
Product: neutrophil cytosol factor 4-like
Exons: 10
Coding region: 1-1077 (358 amino acids)
Biological process (GO): superoxide anion generation; phagocytosis; respiratory burst
Cellular component (GO): NADPH oxidase complex
Molecular function (GO): phosphatidylinositol binding; protein binding; superoxide-generating NADPH oxidase activator activity
Source: RefSeq, a predicted model, not a curated record
AUGAACGUCACUAUCUUCGAAGGAGUGAUAUUUGUGAUUGAGGUGAAGACUAAAGGAGGCAGCAAGUACCUGAUCUACAGGAGGUACAGGGAGUUCUUGCAGCUUCACCAGAUCUUGGAGUCCAAGUACUCUGCAGACGGCUCAGAAAGUCCAGCCCCGGGCACGUGGAGCCUGCCCACUCUGCCAGGUAAAAUAUAUAUUGGCAACAAGAGAGAUAUUGCAGAAAACAGAAUUCCUGAACUCAACGUGUACAUGAAGAAGUUGCUGGCUCUUCAGUGGCUGCUUUUGGAUGAAGCACUGCGCAUGUUCUUCUAUCAGAGUGAAGUGGACCGUAUGCAACAGCCACGGGCCCUCAGGAGACUGCGUCCACCAACACGCAAAGUGAGAACUGUCAAAGACAAGAUGGAUCUGUUAUCUUCCCCAAGAGCUGAGGUUCUGUUUGAUUUCCGGGGAAGUGGAAACGCUGAGCUUAACCUACAAAGGGGCCAACUGGUGUUCCUGCUGCGCCAGGUUAAUGCAGACUGGCUGGAGGGCACGGUGAAUGAGCAGACCGGCAUCUUCCCACAAUCCUUUGUUCAGAUCAUCAAGCCCCUCUCCCCCUCGGACUGUGACGGUGAGGGAGGCCACGCCUACAGCUGCCUCCGCUGUUUCCUCCUCCGACCCGAUGCCACAGAUGCAAGAGACGUGUGUGUGCAGGAGGCCCUGGGGAGUCAGCCCACCUUCAAGGAGCUGCUGUCCCGCAUGAGGACAGUGUUCCAGGAGGAGGACAUCUCUCUGAACUACAGGGAUGAAGACAAGGAGCUGGUGAGGAUUCUGGACGAUGAGGACGUUCGGCUGAUGAUCCGACAGAGCAGAAUGCACCCGAGCUCAGAGCACCGGCCUGUCAACCAAUUCCCCUGGGAGCUGCAUGUGACCCUGACCUCUGACCUCUCCAUGUACGCCCCCUACAGACAGGAGGGGGAGCAGAUGUCACUGCUCCAAUCAAUUUUGACUACCACCGGCACACGCAACUAUUUUUUAGAUGAAUAUUGCAAUUUCAAAUGUUCAUAUUACAACAUAAUGACACACAGUUGUUAGAAAUGAUGACUGUAUAGCAGAUAGCACUAUAUGUCUUCAUCUGAAUAAAUGUUUGUACAAUCUUGUAUGAAAUAUAUCAGAUUCCCUC